Molecule: messenger RNA, 1746 nt
Organism: Knipowitschia caucasica
Lineage: Eukaryota; Metazoa; Chordata; Actinopteri; Gobiiformes; Gobiidae
Source: the annotation of a GenBank genome assembly
AUGCGGAGGUUUGUGUACUGUAAGGUGGUACUGACCACGUCUCUGGUGUGGGUGCUGGUGGACGUCUUCCUUCUGCUCUACUUCAGCGAGUGCAACAAAUGUGACGACAGGAAGGACCGCUCCCUGCUGCCUGCACUGAGGGCUGUGAUCUCCCGAAGCCACGAGGGUCCAGGUGAGAUGGGCAAAGCUGUGAACAUCCCCAAAGACGACCAGGAGAAGAUGAAGGACCUGUUUAAGAUUAACCAAUUCAACCUGAUGGCCAGUGACAUGAUCGCUCUGAACAGAAGUCUGCCGGAUGUUCGACUGGACGGCUGCAAGACCAAGGUAUACCCAGACGACCUGCCCACCACCAGUAUAGUGAUCGUGUUUCACAACGAGGCCUGGAGCACGUUACUGCGCACUGUGCACAGCGUGAUCAGCCGCUCCCCACGACAUCUGCUGCUCGAGAUCAUUCUGGUGGAUGACGCCAGCGAAAGAGACUUCUUGAAGCAGAAGUUGGAGGAGUACGCACAGAGCCUGGAGGUGUCGGUGAAGGUGCUGAGGAUGGAGCAGCGGUCAGGCCUGAUCCGAGCGCGGCUCAGGGGGGCGGCCGCCACCAGAGGCCAGGUUAUCACCUUUCUGGACGCUCACUGUGAGUGCACGGUGGGCUGGCUGGAGCCGCUGCUGUCCCGCAUCAGAGAGGACAGGAGUGCAGUAGUGUGCCCCAUCAUCGACGUGAUCAGCGACGAGACGUUCGAGUACAUGGCGGGCUCUGACAUGACGUACGGGGGCUUCAACUGGAAACUGAACUUCCGCUGGUACCCGGUUCCCCAGCGAGAGAUGGACCGACGCAAGGGCGACAGAACUCUGCCUGUCAGAACUCCCACAAUGGCCGGGGGAUUAUUCUCUAUAGACAAGUCGUACUUUGAGGAAAUCGGCAGCUAUGAUCCGGGCAUGGACAUCUGGGGAGGAGAGAACUUGGAGAUGUCUUUCAGGAUAUGGCAGUGUGGCGGCUCCCUGGAGAUUGUCACCUGCUCCCACGUCGGCCAUGUUUUCCGUAAAGCCACGCCGUACAGUUUCCCCGGGGGCACAGGGCAAGUCAUCAACAAGAACAACAGACGUCUGGCUGAAGUCUGGAUGGAUGAGUUCAAAGACUUUUUCUACAUCAUAUCUCCGGGCGUGAUGCGCGUGGACUACGGCGAUGUGUCUUCCCGCAGAGCCCUCCGCGAAGCCCUGAAAUGCAAACCGUUCUCCUGGUAUCUGGAAAACAUCUAUCCGGACUCACAGAUACCCAGACGAUACUACUCCCUUGGUGAAAUUAGAAAUGUGGAGACAAACCAGUGCGUGGACAACAUGGGGAGAAAAGAGAACGAGAAGGUGGGCUUCUUCAACUGCCACGGCAUGGGAGGCAAUCAGGUGUUCUCCUACACGGCCGAUAAGGAGAUCCGCACAGACGACCUCUGCCUGGACGUGUCGCGGCUCAACGGCCCCGUGGUCAUGCUCAAGUGCCACCACAUGAAGGGCAAUCAGAUGUUUGAGUACGAUGCGGAGUAUGUUGGCAAAUGGGAGUAUGACUUCGAGAAGCACACCUUUCUUCACAUCAUCACCCAGUCAUGUCUGACCAUCAGCCGGCUGGAGGACGGCACGUACGGCCCCACGGUGGAGUACUGUAACAAUAGUCCUCUCCAGUCCUGGACCCUGAGGAACCUGAGCCAGCUGGAGGUGGCCCGCCGCCUCUACUUCAGCCCCACUGAUUACAUUCUGUAG